This is a messenger RNA of Darwinula stevensoni, 252 nucleotides long. The record is from the annotation of a GenBank genome assembly. Lineage: Eukaryota; Metazoa; Arthropoda; Ostracoda; Podocopida; Darwinulidae.
AUGCUUCAUGAAGUGGGAGGAGGGACGACAGGAAGCGUGAUCGCAAGUCGGUUAACGGAGAACCCUCGGGUGAAGGUCCUGCUACUCGAGGCUGGGUCGGACGGAUCCCUGCUCUCCUGGAUCCCUGCAGCCGCUCCCUUGAUGUGGUGGUUCACCAAGUACGAUUACGCCUACUCCAGCGAGCCUCAGGAGGAUUCCUGCCUCGCAUUCGCAGGAGGGGUGAGUCCUGUCGCGGAGAAUUGCGAAGGAUAA